UUCCUUGUAUUAGAGGAUCUGUGUUUGACUCUGGUAAGGCAUACCUCAACAAUACCCUACCAAAUGAUCCUGGAUGUACCGAUGUCUUGUUUGUAUCUCGUUUCAAACCCAACCAAGACAUCAGAGUCAUUACAUCUCUCAGCCACUCAGAUCUAUUACGCAGUGUGCACGACCCUGCGGCAUUGUGGGUCAAACAGGUAACAUCACGCGGUUUCAGGGUGUGUGUUCGGGAAUCUGGUGUUGGAUCCAAUGGGACUGGCGUUGUCAACUGGAUAGCAGUACAAGGAACAGUCGUUGGGCUUCAGCACGGUUCAAUUACCUUUGAUCAGUUGGGAUCUGGAACUCAAUGUAAGGCGGUGCCAACACAAUUGUUGUAUCUGAAACCUCCCCAAGUGUUCGCUACUGUGGUGGCGCCAGAUUCAAGUACAAGACAAGAUGCCAUGAAUGUCUGGGUCACCAAAAAUAAGAUAGGAGGAGCCUAUUCUGUAUGUUUGAGAGAAAUGGUCAGCUUUGAUGGAGUGCAUAGCCAGCUAAAAGUAAACUGGAUUGCUUACCAAAAAAUGUCAUCCAAAAUGAAUGUGACAGAAACGAACAACAUAACCAUUGAUACCAGAGGUACAUCAGUCCAGCAGAUUGACUAUACGUUUUGUAAGAACGUAAACUUUAAAAACGAAUUUUUCUCUCCACCUGUUGUCGUGACAACGGCUAGUUACUAUAGCAAUGAUUCAAGACCCGUGGCACAGGAGUGUAAAGCCAUGAGUGUCUGGAUUGAGGAAAUAACAAAAACGUACUUCAGAGUUUGCGCAAGAGAGCUGAAAGAUGGACGAUCAAAGACCAGCAUCAUGAACCUAGACUAUAUCGUACAAGGAGACCUUGAUCCUUGCAUCAAUGUAUCGUGUAACUAUUUUGCCGUGUGCAAGGCUUUUGCCCCGAAAGAUGCUCGUUGUGUGUGCGUGGACGACUGUCCCUCGUAUGAAGAGCAAGUCUGCUCAUCCAAUGGGACAACUUUCAAAAACAAAUGCUUUUUUGAGCUGGAGAUGUGUAGGUUGAAGAGCAAUCACACGCUGUAUCAUCCUGGUAGCUGUACAGGUUUUCCACUUGAAAGAGGCAGGACAUCGUUAUCUUCGACUCCAGUCGAUGGCACAAUGUGCAAAGAAGUCAGAUUCAGGCCAUUUGCAUUCUAUCCUGACAAACGAGUCCACGUGCAUCUGACGGUCAACCACUUCAACACCACAAACCUUGACUACGUACACGACGCAAUGGCAUCCUGGGUAGAAAAUGUUAAUUACCAGGAAUUCACGGCCUGCAUGACAAUGGCUGGUCGAAGUGUGCGCCCUCGCGUUGCGCAGGCAACGUUUGAUUGGUUUGCUUAUCAGGGUGCACCAGAUGGAGGCGUGACGGAUCGAACGAGAUUGGACGAGUGGUGGACUGGAACGACAUGUAAAACGGUCAAAUUGCCCAAGGACAAGUUCACAUCUGUGCCCACGGUCAUUGUGACAGCGGAACACAUCAGUGCCGCCUUCAAACACGACGCUGCGAACCUUUGGCUUGAAAACGUCAAUCAAACGUCGUUUGAAGUUUGCUUACGAGAGCUGCAGAAUUUUGAUGGGCUGCAUGAGAAUAUCCAUGUGAGUUGGAUGGCAUUUGAAGAAAUCCAUCGUCCACUGUUCAGUGAAAAAGGAAAGGUACUCUUCCCAAAUACCGGCAAGCCAUCAAUGAAAUACAAUGGCGCCUUUUGUAAGGACUUGAAAUACUCAAAAGUAUAUGAACACGUCCCUACGGUAAUUCUGUCAACCAAUCACACGACGGCAAGUGGGAAUUCAAGACCCGUAUGUAACGGUGUGUCAACAUGGAUUGAGUACAUGAACACGACUGGUUUUCGUGUUUGUGUCAAGGAGCUCUACACAACUAAAUACGAGCCCCUCACAGUCAGUUACUUGCUGUUAUCAGAAAUUUGCUACCCAGGCUGGAACUACUUUGAUGGUAUUUGCUACCACACUAGUUCGUCAUGUGACACGUGGAUUAACGCUGAAAACCGCUGCACAACAUCGCGGGCACACCUAGCAACCAUCAAAAGUCAAAUACAAAAUGUUUACAUUCAGCAGCGAUUGAACGGAGCCAAGGGAUGGAUUGGUCUGAAUGAUAAAAGCGUUGAAAGUGUUUUUCGAUGGACGCAAAAAGGAUUACAAAAUAACUGGACGUACUGGGCAGAAAACCAACCUAACAAUGCAGGAGAUCAAGACUGUGUUCACACUCUUGGUGUAGACCAUCAGUACCACUGGAAUGACGUGUCGUGUAACGAAUGUCACAACUUCACUUGUCAGAAAGAUUUGGACGAGUGCAGGAAGGAAGCAUUCAGUUGCCAUGACGAUGCUGUAUGUAGGAAUACCUACGGCUCGUACUAUUGUCAGUGUAAAACUGGAUAUACAGGGAAUGGAAAACAAUGCACAGAUAUUGAUGAAUGCACAACGGAUUCUCCAUGUCACGUGAACGCCACGUGUAUUAACAUCCCAGGAUCCUAUGUCUGUCGUUGUAAGAAUGGCUACAGUGGUGAUGGAUUCAGCUGUAGCGAUAUUAACGAGUGCGCAACCAAUACGCAUCAUUGUGACCGAAACGCAUAUUGUAACAAUACAGAAGGAUCGUAUCGUUGUACAUGUAACAGAGGUUAUUAUGGAAAUGGUACCAAGUGUACUACAAGUAGAGGACUCGAUUCGUCGGCCAUUUUAACCACCUAUGGUAAUGCAGACUACCUUCGUACAUUGUCUGGUUACUUGUAUCCUGUUCUACAGAGUUCAAGUAGAAGUCAUUGGAUCAGAUGUUGGCGAGCUGCAACAGAUGGUUGGAAUGUAAGAACCACAUUCCACCCCCAGUGUGACGGAAAGGGACCCACAGUGACUAUAGUACGUGUAGGUAGCCACGUGUUUGGGGGAUACACCGAUGUAUCAUGGCAAACUGGCGGCAACUAUUAUAGGUCUUCCAGAUCCUUCCUGUACUCUUUGUACAACACCAAUGGAUAUAGUCCAAUCAAGCUGACCUUUAACAGACAUCUAUACUACCAGUAUGCUAUAUAUGGGAUUAAUUCGUAUGGCCCAACAUUUGGUGGGGGACAUGACCUGCAUAUCUCGAACUAUGCUUCAAGUAACACAAACUCAUAUACAAACUUGGGUCACACAUACCGUACUCCACAAAUAUGCAGCUAUGGCAGUGGAACAUGCCGAUCUUUUAUGGCCGGUACCUACAAUUUUUGUCCCAAUGACAUAGAAGUCUUUUAUGAAACCACCAACUAAAGGGGCAAGCCCGGCAUUGAAAAAAGUGAAUUUGGCAUUAUUUAGUUCCAUAAUUAAAGUGGUUUUACUUAACUCAUGAACUGAGUUACCUUAGAGUGGUUUUAGUAACCCGUUGUCAAAAUAGUUAGUAGACUAUUGAUAAUAGAGACUAGUAGAUCUUACCUUCGCAUUUUUUACUUUCGUAGAGUGAAGGCAUUUAACCCGUGAAAUAAAAAAUUCUAGUCAACUUGUAAUAGUCGAAUAGACAAAAAAGAAAACAAUAGAAUUAGGGUGUACUAAUGUGUAUUAGUCUAAUAAUUUAUUUUAUGGGUUUAGUGACUUCACGCUAUGUAUUUGACUAUUACACAUUAGCAACUAAUUUUUGCUUCACGGGUUAGAGUGAAGUCACUAAACCCGUGAAGCCUAAUAAUACGCAUUGAUAGAUCAUAAUUCCAGUGUUUUCAUUUGUGUCUAUUUGACUAUUACAGGUUAACUAGUAUUGUUUAUUUAACGGAUAAAAUGCCUUUCCUUUAAGUAAAAUCACUAAUCACCUAAUUAGAGCAAAAUAGAAAACAAAGGAUUUUGCACUAGCUAUUUAGUACUAGGUUUUCAAGCAGGUACGUGGUCCGGCUAUAGUCUCCUCCAAUUUUUUGACGGUGAACAAUUGUAGACAUCUAGUUCAAGCAAGAGGUCUUACAAGAACUACUAUACUGGUGAUACCAUCAUCAGAAUUAGAAAAUGGUCAGAGGUUUGACACAAAGAUGAAUACAAGGGUGAGACCAAAUGUCAGUGAGAGGAAAAGUCUGAGUACUAUCUGUUGUUUGGUUGAUCUGGCGUCUGUUUGAUGGCGUUAGACUAACCUUGUCCAAGAAAAACGGGGUUUUCAUUCGACGAAGAAGAACUGAAGUGUCUUGUAUGAAAACGUCAGAACCGGAGAAAAUUGACGAUUCUUAAUACUCCAGUGUAUGAGGGCUUAGCCUCACUUCUGAGGUCGGUAAACAAAAGCAGAAAUUAGAAUAACAAAAAACAAGCAGCUUCUGGAUUCGAGGCCAAGUGCGCAUACACUGGAGUUUUAAGAGUCGUCAAUAAGUAAAUCUAUUAAAUAGAUUUUCGAAAACUAGAGGAGAAAUGGACAAGAGUAACAACUUGCAUAAUUUUCACAAAUCAAAGGAAUUACUAAAUUGGGUAUUAUUUUUGCUAUCGACUGAAAGAGCACUAGUGAAUUAGUACAGUUAUAAAAUAAUACAGCGAAUAUCAAUAGAGCUACAAGCAAUAAAAAUGUGCCAACAACAUGAGAACGAGGUUGGCAAGACCUUGGUUAUUUUUCUCAUACAGAUCCUUCAAAUUUGAAAACGCUGUAAUUUUUCAGGCAUUUGUAAUAGAGCAAUAUAAUUGUGCUCAAUUACUAAUGUUAGCAUGCUGUUUUGAAUGAUAGCUAUGUUGACUUUGAACAGCAAUGCGCAAUGAAAAGAUAAUUUAUGUUUAUAUUCUAGGGUCUAGGGCUUUUUGCAUAGAAACUAUGGUAAGUGAUAAAUGCUCAUAGUUCGUGUAGAUAACGAUAUAUGACGACAAGGAAAAAGUGGAUCGUUAUAAAUGUAAUAUUCAUGUACUGCAAUAAGUAAUAAACCGUUAUUUUGA
Messenger RNA from Actinia tenebrosa (Australian red waratah sea anemone), 4904 nucleotides. RefSeq lists its product as uncharacterized. The record is from RefSeq and is a predicted model, not a curated record. NCBI's taxonomy places the organism in Eukaryota, Metazoa, Cnidaria, Anthozoa, Actiniaria, Actiniidae. Gene Ontology annotation, biological process: cell adhesion. Gene Ontology annotation, molecular function: carbohydrate binding; calcium ion binding; protein binding.